Nicotiana tabacum (common tobacco) is the source of this 379-nucleotide messenger RNA. RefSeq lists its product as uncharacterized. Gene Ontology annotation, biological process: embryo development ending in seed dormancy. The record is from RefSeq and is a predicted model, not a curated record. NCBI's taxonomy places the organism in Eukaryota, Viridiplantae, Streptophyta, Magnoliopsida, Solanales, Solanaceae.
CUGCAGAACCUUCAAUUUACUAUAGAAUUCUACGCAAGGCAAAGAAGAAAGAAGAAGAUGCAUUCUGUGAAGGAGAAAGUAAGCAACGCAGCUGCCGCUGGCAAAGAGCAUGUCGAUAUUUUCAAAGCCAAAGCUGAAGAAAAGGCGGAGAAAGCAGCAGCAAGGACAAAGGAAGAGAAAACGAUAGCAGAAGAGAGAAGGAAAGCAAAAGAAGCAGAAGCUAAAAUGGAGCUGCAUCAAGCUAAAGCUCGCCAUGCGGCGGAGAAGUUGCAAGCGAAGCAAGCUCAUCAUCUUGGAAUUGGAGGGCACCACCAUAUUCCUCCUACGGUUGGAGGUCAAGGACACCAUGAUCCAGUGGGUACUACCAUUCCAACUACUG